Messenger RNA from Anopheles coustani, 2224 nucleotides. RefSeq names its product arginine/serine-rich coiled-coil protein 2-like. Bases 1 to 2079 code for a protein of 692 amino acids. NCBI's taxonomy places the organism in Eukaryota, Metazoa, Arthropoda, Insecta, Diptera, Culicidae. The transcript has 5 exons. The record is from RefSeq and is a predicted model, not a curated record.
AUGGACUCUCUUCUAAGCAACUACGCCGAUUCUGACCAGGAAGAAACGCAGGAUUUAGAGUCGAAACGGGAACAAACCUCGUCACCGACCGGCUCAUCAUCCACGGCAGCGUCUUCGCCGAAGAGACAACCCAAGUCCCGCCGUAAUGAGAAUGACGAUGGUGGCCGUAAAGCGGUUCCAGCCAAGGGUUCCUGCGAAAAGAAAGCUCACGACAAGUACAGGUCCCGAAAGGAGCCGAAAGAGAAAUCAUCGUCCUCCUCGUCGGCGGAUGAGGACCGUCGUUCACGCGCUUCAUCGCACUCCAGCUCCUCGUCCUCUAGCUCAGACUCUCGCAAGUCACAAUCGCGCAGCGCAUCGCCGGUGGGUAGGGGCAGGAAUGGUGAAGACGAGAAGAAAUCUGCCAGCAAACCACUCGCUGUCAGAGGUGGCAGUAGCAAUGGACGAAAAUCUCACUCUCCUCCAGGCCAGUAUCGUCGUGCGGCGGCUUCCGGUAGGAGCGACAGCAAGAGUCCGGUAAAAGCUCAAUAUGACAGGAAGAAAUCUCCACCAAAACGCGUGAGACGAAGCAAUUCCCGAGAGCGUGACCGGAAGGAUCGGGAAAAGCAACGUAAUCAUGAACGGGAAAGGAAUCGAGAAAGUAAACGGGAAAGGGAACGCGAGCGCGAGCGUGAACGGGACCGUGACCGGAACCGUGACCGUGAUCGUAACCGAGACCGUAAUCGUGAACGUGAACGAGAGCGCGAUCGGGAACGCGAACGUGAUCGUGACCGUGACCGUGACCGAGAACGAGAACGUGAGAGAGAUCGCGAAAGGGAUCGAGAUCGAGUCCGUAAUCGUAACGAGCCCCGUGGUCGUGGCGGUCGCAAUGAUUCCAGAGACGCGCGACGUGGUGGUGGUAACUACAGGAGCAAAGGAAACAAUCGUGAUGAGGGUCGAAGAGAUGCUCGCGGUGGGAAAGAUGCGGAUCGUAAGGAAAGACGAAGCACCGAAGAUCGUCGUAGAAAUCGUCGCUCCAACUCACGUGAUGCACGCACCCGCAAACGUUACUCUCCCGAGGAGAGAAAGUCAUCGAGGGGACGCGAUUCACGGUCUCGGUCAAGGUCACGAUCGGCUAGCAAAUCUCCCCCUCCACCGCAAUUGCAUGCCGCCCAACCGGCGGUACCACCAGUAGCUCCAAUGGCGGGCAUGGGUUUGCUGCCGCUCCCAACUAGAUUCGCCAACAAACCGUCACACGAUCAACAACCAAAACCCAUGUCGUUGCUUCCAACGCCACCUCUAUCUCAGUCCCUCCUCGGGGCGGCUCCAUUGAUCAACCCGACGGCCGGAAUUCCCUCCUUAAUGAGCAUCCCAACGAAGCCCCCCGUUGGCCCACUGAUUCCACCAGCGGUUGCGGCCAAACUGAACCUCGUCUCCAACGAAUCGAAACUACAGCUCGGACUUCCGCUCGUGUCGUCUCCGCCAGACGCGGCCGCCGCUGCCGCCGCCGCUGGUGCCCUGCUCUCCCGCAGCGCGUUGCUUCGUACUACCGCCAAGGCGGCCCAGCUAGAAAAGAUGGGCAUCGAUGUGCUGCAGCAAAGUCAGAAGGCGGUCGACAGCGUACCGCUACCCUCGUACUACAACCCGGGUGCCGUCAAUCCCGUGCGAUACGCCGAUCAGGUGCAAAAACGCAAACUGCUCUGGAGCCACAAGUCGACCGAGAGCAAAGAGGUCUCGUCCAACAUCAGCAAGUGGGAGCAGGCCAAGUUUGCCCAGGACACGGACGGUCGCGUUGCGUCCAAGUUUCUACGCCUCAUGGGCGUAAAGGAUGCGCAAUCGAAGCCAGGCGAAGAAGGUGCGUUACCAUCGUCGGCGGUUCCUAUGCCCGUGUCAACCUCUUCAACAGCAGCUACGGAUGGCAGUGGUAGUGGAAGUGGUGGCGGUGGCAAAGGCACCAGCAGUAGUAAACUCCCAGGCGACAGUAUUAAAAAGCAGGAAGAACUCUUCUCCACCAUGGAACAGCAGUACGAGGUCGCACGUCAAGUGACGCACACGAUGCGUGGCGUUGGACUAGGAUUUAGCUCGCAGGCCCGUCAAUUCUAAAAACAACACCCUCCGCUCGGUGUUGGGCCGCGCAGAAUGUAAGUAAAUGCCAUUAAAGAAAAAAAAACAGUCGAAUGUUCUUGUUUAAUGACCCAUGCGGCAACAUAUAGAACUACUAUUUUAGGAAUAAUGUACCACAACAGGC